UCCACCUCAUUCAUUGUGAAUCGCAGUGCAGUGCAUAGCAUAAUAGCAAAGAGCACACAGCACAGCACAGUUUAGAACUCAUUAGAUCUCCGUAUUAACUGGGCCAUCACAGAGAGAGAGAGAGAGAGAAAUCAGAUGUCGAGGGGAAGAUCUGAUCCAGGAGGAGGUUGGCUGAGGUGGUGUCUGGUGUUAUUCGCAGUUGUGUCGGCGUUGGGUGUGUGUGGUCCAGCUCUCUACUGGCGUUUCAAGAAGACAAUCUCUCUCCGCGGCGCUUCCACUUCCAACCUCUCCUGCCCUCCUUGCAUCUGCGACUGCCCUCCCCCUCUCUCCCUUUUCCAAGUUGCUCCUGGGCUGGCCAAUCUCUCUGUCUCGGAUUGCGGAGGUAAUGACCCAGACCUAAAGGCGGAGAUGGAGAAGCAGUUUGUGGACCUUCUCACGGAGGAGCUGAAGUUGCAGGAGGCUGUUUCUGAAGCGCACACACGUCACAUGAACAUAACUUUGGCAGAAGCGAAAAGAGUGGCAUCUCAGUACCAGAGAGAGGCAGAUAAAUGCAUUGCUGCAACUGAAACAUGUGAGCAGGCAAGAGAGCUGGCUGAGGCCAAGCUCAUCAAGGAGAGGAAGAUAACAGCCGUGUGGGAGCGGCGAGCGCAGCAAAUGGGAUGGGAAGGAGAGUAGCUAUAAAAAAUUAUAAUCUAUAAUUCUUCAUUGUCAUAAUCGUGUUUUACACAAGCAUGCAAGUCAAGCAAAAUGCUUGAGUUGUCAACCAAUUUAGGUUAAAGUUGUUCUCAUACUCUCUUUGUAACAGUAUCGCCUAUGUCCUUGUAUCAAACAGUUUUUACCUUAUACCAAUGCAUACGCGUCCGCUAUUACCACAGCACAAUAUAUCCUCGUGGACCCAGAAAAUUCAUCGAACAUGUAUACUUUUAUUACUAUUAUACAUUGAACUCUCUCCUUCCAUGUA
Arachis stenosperma is the source of this 961-nucleotide messenger RNA. RefSeq lists its product as uncharacterized. NCBI's taxonomy places the organism in Eukaryota, Viridiplantae, Streptophyta, Magnoliopsida, Fabales, Fabaceae. Bases 136 to 675 code for a protein of 179 amino acids. The transcript has 3 exons. The record is from RefSeq and is a predicted model, not a curated record.